This is a messenger RNA of Gasterosteus aculeatus aculeatus (three-spined stickleback), 5971 nucleotides long. RefSeq names its product mannosidase, alpha, class 1B, member 1a (gene man1b1a). Gene Ontology annotation, biological process: carbohydrate metabolic process; mannose trimming involved in glycoprotein ERAD pathway. NCBI's taxonomy places the organism in Eukaryota, Metazoa, Chordata, Actinopteri, Perciformes, Gasterosteidae. The record is from RefSeq and is a predicted model, not a curated record. Gene Ontology annotation, molecular function: mannosyl-oligosaccharide 1,2-alpha-mannosidase activity; calcium ion binding. Gene Ontology annotation, cellular component: endoplasmic reticulum; membrane.
GCACGCGUCACAUGACGCACAGCGUCAUCACUUGUCAACUCUCUUCCGCAUUUGUCUGUCCUCACUCGCUAACUUUAGCCAUGUUUCCGCCCGGUUUCAUUUGUCUGACAUGUCAUCUAGCAGCCGGUCGUCUCGCGUGACAGUGGGACGGACUAUUGUGGUGCAUGUCGCUUCUUUACGCUACCGAACAGUUUCACGUUCCGUUCAGAAACACAAGCUAACGUUAGCUUCUCGUAGCUAGCCAACUGCCCUGCAGAGAAUACCGUCGCUGUGAAGAAACCCGACCGGGCAGCAAGCUUCUAUGAGCCAACGCUGUCUGUCCGGAUCAGAGGAUGUAUCCGCCUUCCAGAAAAGACUUCAUCUCCCUGACGCUCAGUGAUCCCCACGGUCCCUCUUACAACAACGGCAAGCACCGCCGACAGUCCUGCUGGAGGAAAUGGAAGCAGCUGUCUCGUCUCCAGCGGAGCCUGGUCCUGUUCCUGCUGGCUCUGCUGCUCAUAUUUGGACUUCUCACUUAUCCCAGCGUCACACAGCAGUGGAGAGGAUGGUCUGACAGGGAGGACUUGCUGGAGCUGAAUGACAGAGACGUGACGGAUCUUCCGCGAGGUGUCAAGUCUAUAUUGGAUGAUGCUGCAGGUAAAGCCCCGCCUCCUGCAGCAGGGCCACAUGUCCGGCCAGCUGUGGAACCAGAUGCGGCUGCAGGUGCUGUGGUGGAGCCCAAAGGACCAAACGUCCCCAUUUUGCCUAAACCUCCCAUAAAGAAGAAGAAUUCCCCAAACAAGAGAGGUCCCCCGAGCCUUCAGAAAGACGGAAAUACUUCAGACACAGUCCGUGCAGAGAAGCAAGUGCAAGAGGUGGUUCAAGAAGAAGUAGCAGGAGAGGAGGAGGACAAAGACAAGAAGAUUGUCAGCUGGAGAGGAGCAAUGAUCGAAGCGGACCAGGCCACAGAGCCUCCCCCCUCGGCCAUUGUGGGAGACGCUGCGCCUCCCCCAGGCCCGGCCAACCCCGCUGACACCGUCCCACCGGAAGUUCCUACUGGGACUGUGGACAGACUGGAGGCUGUCUGUGAUGCCUUCAGGCACGCGUGGAAAGGCUACAAAGACUAUGCCUGGGGUCACGAUGAGCUCAGGCCUAUCUCCAGGUCCUUUGGUGAAUGGUUCGGUCUGGGUCUGACGCUCAUUGAUUCCUUGGACACAAUGUGGAUUUUGGGCCUAAAAGAAGAGUUUGCAGAAGCAAGGGACUGGGUAGAGAAAGAGCUGUCUUUUGACAAGAACGUGGACGUGAAUCUUUUUGAGACAACCAUCCGUGUUCUCGGGGGCCUGCUGAGCACCUUCCACCUGACAGGAGACCGACUCUUUCUGGAGAAAGCUAAAGAUCUCGGGUCCAGAUUGAUGCCUGCCUUCAAAACUCCCUCAAAGAUCCCGUUCUCUGACGUGAACAUCGGGAAGGGGACAGCCCACCCCCCCCGAUGGACGUCCGACAGCACGCUGGCCGAGGUCACAAGCAUUCAGCUGGAAUUCAGAGAGCUGAGCCGCCUCACUCAGGACCCGCAGUACCAGGAGGUUGUGAACGAGGUCAUGAAGCUGGUCCACAAGCUGCCGGGCAAACAAGACGGCCUGGUGCCCAUGUUCAUCAACACCAACACUGGCCAGUUCACCCACAAAGGAGUCUUCACACUGGGCGCCAGGGCAGACAGCUACUAUGAAUACCUGCUCAAGCAGUGGAUCCAGGGAGGCAAGACGGAAGACGACCUGUUGGAGGACUACCUUCAGGCUGUGGAUGGAGUGAGAAAACAUCUUGUGAGACAGACGGGGCCCAGCAAAUUGACUUUUGUGGGAGAGUUGUCCCAUAGCCGCUUCAACCCUAAAAUGGACCACCUUGUCUGCUUCCUCCCGGGGACAUUGGCCCUCGGGGCCCACAACGGCCUCCCGGGGGACCACAUGGAUCUGGCUGUGCAGUUGAUGGAGACGUGUCACCAGAUGUACAAACAGAUGGAGACUGGGCUGAGCCCGGAGAUCGUACACUUCAACCUGCAGGCCAACGAUGGGAACGAUGUGGUUGUCAAGCCUGCAGACAGACACAACCUGCUGCGGCCAGAGACGGUAGAAAGUCUGUUCUACAUGUACCGAUUCACCAAGGACACCAAGUACAGAGACUGGGGCUGGGAAAUACUGCAGAGCUUCAAUAACUACACUAAAGUCCCCGGAGGCGGCUACACGUCCAUCAACAACGUCCGUGACCCCCUGAACCCGGGGCCCCGGGACAAGAUGGAGAGCUUCUUCCUGGGCGAGACGCUGAAGUACUUCUACCUGCUCUUCUCCGACGACCCGGAGCUGCUCAGUCUGGACAAGUACGUCUUCAACACGGAGGCCCACGUCCUCCCCAUAUGGCCCUCCGCGCCCAAGUGAUGUCAGCGCGGAGGACAUGUGUGAGACGGAGGCCUGCACGGGUCAAAGACUGUCACCGACACUCGGCCCGGCGGUUCUUUAAAGUUUGACACGUUUCCACCAGAAGGAGUUUAGUUUUGCUUUUUAGUUCUUUCUUCACGUUUGGCUUUAUUUUUCCUAAGGAAAAUGUUGGUUAGAGCUGGUCUCUAUCGUAAAAAGCUUUUUCUUUUUAUAACGGCUCUGACUAGCUGAGAAACAAGAAAAUGGCACUCUGGCUUCAUUAAUUGGCUGAUGUUAGACCAUAAUGAAAUGUCUAAAGCGCCUUCAGCUACGUUCGUGUUUAAGCCGAUUGCUCCGGAGGAGGAGACACACAUUGUUCAUCUGCCAGUGCGAUUGCUCAUGUUUCAGAGUGACCUUGAAUAACAAAAGUUGUAAAUUGAAUUGAACUGUCCCUUCCUGAGUGAUGAAGAGGAAUGGGCAGCUACAGGUCAUUCUUUACUAAGUCAAUAUAAAAGUAAACGGACGUUUUUUUAAGACGUAAAAAAGAAUCUCUGCCUCAAUUCGUUUGGCUGCUUUCUGGUCAGUCCGUCAGGUGUUGAGCUCAUUUUUCAGACCAACGGAGUUCAGCAGACUAAGGUGGUCUCCUGUGAGGUCACCAGCAGGUCAUAGGUCACUGUUAGCCUGUUCAGAGCUUGUGUUGGAGGACCGAAAGAUUCUCCAUGUCAUGGCUGAGCAGUUAGAUGAUUUCUACAAUGGAGAUUAGAAUGAGACCUUUCCAAAGCUAACCGGCUAACAAGCCGCAUGAAGAGAGAACGGGAGCCGCUCUUUGAUGCUGUCAGACACCAACAAACUGAGCCCGUCACUGGUAGGAAUUAAGCCCUCUUACAUGACGGCCUGUUCAGGGUGGUCGUCUGCAGCUCUCGCUCUCAGUACUGGACACAAGUCGCUUGGACACAAGAACCUGGUUCUAGUUGCGCUCUAAAAAAUGAUAAAUCUUAUUACACAGGAACCACCACGUAAAGUGACGUUCAUGUUUAAAGACUCUGGUGGAUGGUGUUUAGUUGGAGCUGCACACACAACGACCUCUUGUUUUACUAAUGAAUGUUCAUUGUUUUCUUUUACUUUAACUUCUGGUCAUUCAGGGUUACUUGUUAAGUGUGUUUUGUAUAAACUCUUGUGUGAUUGUCAUCCCACUUGUUAAAGAUUACACAGAUGACUAUUCAUUGAGUCUUAAAUUCGCUGUGAAGUUAGACGGAGACAAACCAGGUCCUUACGCCAUCAUUGGGACGCUGUGCACGGGGCCGCUCACUCGGGCCCCUUUUCAAACGCCCCCUGUGAUGAGGACGAGGUUUGUCAUGUAGUUUUCUUCAUCCCUGAUUGCGUAGCAGUCCCUGACCUCCCGUCCAAUGUGAUGUAGAGUUGUGUGCCAGCGCUGGUUCUCCAUACAGUCACUUAAAGUUCCCUGGGCUUUUGUCUGAGGGGCGUGUCUGGCGUCUGAGGGGCGUGUCUGGCGUCUGGAGGAGCUGCUGUGACGACCCUGGACCUUCACUAUUCUGCUUUUACCUUCACUUCUUCGGUCCAAAAAGCGUUGAUGUGUUGAUUCCUGUUUCUCUCCGUGGUUUGAACGGACUUCCGGGUUAAGUUCUAAUCGUCCCCUUUUUGUUAACGGACUCGUGUGUUACAGAGACGUCAUUGAAUGUGCACUACAUCUGCCAACGCUCUGCUGUGCCUACUGAGAUGUAAACUGUGCUCCAGUGGUUUGUUGUUUGUUUGUUUGUUUUUGUUCAUUGCUGCUGUAUCAGUGGUGUCUAUUUGUGAAGUGCUACGUGUGAAAGUGUGAUUUAGGGUUUGUACUUUGACUCUGGGUGUGUGUGUGUGUGUGUGUGUGACCAAGCGACACAGGUGUAAAUAUUUUGUGUAAAUUGUUUCUAACUCGUGUGUCCGCUGAUUAUUGAUCCUUUUCUGGUUUUCAUGUUCAACGACAUCACCUCUUUUUUUUUUCCCGUCUGCUCUUUACACCGGCCUUCCAAAUAUCUUAGUUACUCUUGCAUUUUAAUUUGUGUUGCAAUUAAACUUACCAAUUAGAGAACAUGCCUUUUUCUACUUGAGAAGAAUGGCUGUGCUUCAUCUUGAAAUAGUUUCUUCCACAGUAUUUUAUUCUUUAUCCCUUCAUCUGCUAAUCCUAUUUCAUUUGCAUAUAAAAAGUGAAAACUGGUUUCAGGUGCUUUGUUGGGAAUGCUUAUUAAAAACUGACGUCACUCAUGUGGGACGGGAAGACACCACUGACUUGGUAGAAGCCAUAACUCCAAAUUUAAAUUGGGCUUUAUGAAUGUAAUAUUCCAGAUAAAAUGACUUCUUACUAACCCUGCAAAAACCCUUACACACACGUAAGUGUCAUUUUUUGUGUUUAUUGUAUUUGAAUAACAUGGUAAGAUUGAAAUGAUUAACUGUAGUCUGACUUUUAAUACUUACUGACUACUGAAGAUGUUAAAUUCCUCCGUGUUUUAGGUUUCUUUUCAGGUAUUUUAUCAAAUGGUUGGCACUGUAAUUUGUCAAACGGGAGGAAGUAGCCAAUUUGUUGGACUAUUUUCAGUAGCGUAUUAAUACACAUUAGUAUUGAAGGAACAUGUCAAACAAUGCUACUCCCUGAUGAUUUUUACUGAACAGCAAUGCAACUCUGUUUACUGUACUUGUGUUUUUUCUGCCUCAUAAGCUGGAGAUCUGUGUUCUGUACUCACGUGUACUCAAGAGUCUGGAAGAUGUCGAGUCAGAACACAAAGGUCUUCAGAUAAGAUGGUGCCAGAAGAGUCGCUCAGUCGGCUUUCACAGUUAUUUAGGUUCACUUUAGAUUCCCAUGCUUCAACCCUGCUUCUUCCACUGAGAGGCAAUUACUCCUUUUCCAACAUUAAAAAUAGGUUCUUGUGGUUGUUUUGCGAUUUGCAAUUGUUAAAAAGUUAAAACACUUUGAAACGAAUGAGGCUAAACGGUUUCGUAGCAUUUUGUCUCUUAUCUACAACUCUUAUCUGAUUGGCAGAAUCUUACACUAAUACAUGUGAUUAUCAUUGAAUCAAAGCCAUAGCAAAAUGACAACUCUACUGUUCUACAUGGAUGACCAAACAUCUGCACAGUUCAUCUGUUUCUUGCCUGCCGGGUUCCUGGGCCGAGGCUCAAAGACCUGAUCAUUAUGUGUUUGCUGGUUCAAUCGAUAGAUUAGAUUGAGCCAUGCGACAACACGCCUAUGGACACAGUCCUCACUUCUCUCCACGCUGGCUGAGGCGCUGCGCUGGCCUGCGAGUCCAUAGCCCUUAUUUUGAUUACAUGCGGGCAUGAAAAGUAUUUAUUUUAAUUAAGGUCAACAUUUGUUUUCCACUUUUGUACACACGGAUUAUUAACUACCGGUAUGUUCAGAUUUCUGUUUGUCAUGUUUGCAUAUUUCAUGGUACUUUGUCUCUGGCCAAUCAUUUAUUAAAUCCGCAUCCACUGUACAGACGACUGAUCGAGCACUUGUAACUCAAGUUGUGCUUAUUACAAAGUUCAAACGUCCUUCUUGCCAACUCAGUUUUUGAAUAAAUAUUUUCAAUUAA